AGUUCUACCUCGUCAACGACAGGAGAUUCUUUGAAAGGUGGAGAAGCAGGGAGUGGUGUGUUCAGUGGCAUUGGCACCGGUGGUGUCACCGAUGGUGUCGAUGGUGUCUCAGCCGGUCGAUCAGCAGCAAUCGCAGCGCUCACAAGAAUUAUUUGCUCAAAGCGUACAAAUGAGAAGCUUCCUAAUCAGCAGCUGGCGAGAUUCCUUUCAACUGUGCACGAGGCGUUGAUUGAGAAAGACCGGCUUGUUCUGUGCUCGUUGUUCUUCUAUGGGCAGAAUCUGUUCCGGUUAGGCCUUCCUGGUCUCGAGGCAAUUUUACCUCAUUAUUUAUUUGCCUUGGAUAUCAUACUCAUUGAAAGUAAUAAGAUCAGGCUACAUCCCUCGAUUCCUGAAGUAGAAAUGCGUAGAGCAUGUCUUCGUGGUCUAUCGUCAGUAGUUUGUUGGCCAACGACGUUCGGAAUGAGUAAAAUACCACAGCUUCCUGAAAGCGCAAAUCUCAAAUCGUCGGCGGCUACCUACCUGCAGCUACGUUCCAGAGUUUACAAAACUCUAGUUUUCAGUCUGCGAAAUGAGACCGAUCCUAUGAACCUUCCAUUUAACGCUGGGUACUUCGAUUUCUAUAAUUGUUUCUUAGUGAACAAAUCCUACCCUUCAUUUGAUUUUCGACUUUUAUGGAUCUGUCAAUGUUUUAAUUCUUUCCUACCGUCAAUGCAUGAUUCUUCAGCAAUGUGCACAGUGCUGAUGGAAGAGAGUUGCUCGUUCGAUCUAGGGCUAACCGAAGAACAGACACGUGAGAUGGUACGAAUGGCUGCGCAGCAACACGGGAAUCAAACCCCAGAGAAAGGACUCUGUGUAUCGUUCAUACGAGGGCUUGUGUCAGCGAUUUGCGAUCGGAUAUGUCGUCCUGAAUGGGCUGGUGAACAUUCGGUAUCGUUGGCUGCUAUCGAUGUGCUUAAUUGCUUGUCACAUUUGCAUCCGACGGUGCUUUUCAAUAACAAGGACGUUUCGACGGGUUCACUCAUUGUGGCGUCAUUGUGUCGAUUUAUAGAAACGCAAUUGGACAAGCCGCCUCCCCUUCAUUCAAAAGAUUUGCAUUCCAGUGUUGUGGCAGCGUAUAGUUCCAUAGCGGUAUGGCUGAAUGCUGCACCGAUGCUAGCGGAAUGUGAGAGCGGCGUUAUUGAAUACGCGUCGCAUGGAAGCAGUGCAGGCGCUCCGGAUGACUGUAAAGCAGCCAGUAAAAGAGUGCUGGAAGCAGCCGAAUACUUGAUGUAUUCAUUAUUUUCUGUUGUGGGCCGCGCCAGUCAAACUGUCUGCGAUGAACGGCGUUUGCUAUACACGUACGGUCCUGCAGCAAUUGACACGACCAAGUUCCUCCACGUAAUUGUCAAUGGAGACACACUGCUAUCACUGCAUGAGGCCUCUCAUAUCAAGGAACUGGCCGAUGGCUGUCCAUGCGUAUUGUAUAUUCGACGCUCACCGAUGCAGCCAGCAUCAGCAGGGGUGGCGAAAUUACUGCCUGAUCAGCAGCCUCCACCUACACCGUUGUCAAGCACCUUUGAUACUAUAAAGCCGAAUUCCGUUGCUUCUUCGCAAAUGGCGAAAGCAUCAGAUACGCUGUCAGUAGCAUCUUCAUCCACAGCUGUAUCCAAUACCUCAGGAAGUUCUACAAUUUCCAAGGGGAGCCAAGGGAACAAUGCCGCUACUCGAUCUGUUGCAACUGGUUCUAUUCUCAGCGGUGUGUCUGCAGCCAGCGUAGAAUCUUCCCGUACCUUAGCGGUACCGUCGUCUUCUAUGUCGGCUGAGGUGCAAUCAACGCGGUCUAGUGCGUCAGCUCCACAGAUAGCUACAUCAGUGUCUAGUGUGAAGAUUUCACCGCAAACGUCGCCUUCGGUAAAUACCUCGAUUGGAGACAAGUUUGAGGUUCCGCCAGAGUUUCAGAAAGUUUCUUGCAAACUUGACACCACUGUGAAACCUCUGGAGGCAAUAAAGGAGACAGAUGCGAUUGAGGCCGAAUUACGGCGAAUCGACGUGGAAACUCCUCAGCAGAAGGCGAUACGUGAAAGGAAUCGGUGGACGUUGAUGAGUGAGGAGGAUCGACGAGUGAAACCAGCAUUAAGUCCACCGACAUGUAAAUCGAUCCGAAUUUUGUUGUACGAUAUGGGUCUCGUUGAUCGGGUGUCGUUUGGCAAGGAUAUUGUGUGCCUGGAUAGUGGUCAAAGGUCGGUGUGUGGUUUCCUUCUCAGAAAGAAAGAAUCGUAUAAAGGUGUGCAUUACAGUUCGGAGUUCUAUCGAAGUCUCCACGAAAUGGUGGAUAGCUGUCCGACUCGUGCUUUGCAUACAACCCAUAUAUUCUACGUGAAGGAGGGACAACGAUCGGCUGUGGAUAUAUUGGAAAAUGCGGGAAAUGUGCAGAACACCAGAGCAGACUUCUGUGGUUUCUUAGCAGGACUGGGCGAAGGCGUUGAGAUUGGAGUACACGAUUCAUGGACGGGUCACUGGUCUACGGCAUACAAGCCUUUCGAAGAACCGGAUGCAGUUGAUCAUUACAUCGUUGACGGUGUCACACAUGCGAUAUGGUGGGCUGAUGCUGGUUCAGAACUCGUAUUCGUUUUGCCGACAGAACGAAGUCUACGGGCAUUCAAGCAGGAUUUGGCAUCGCCUGCUGCGAGCUCAAGAAGAGGAUCAAGCAAGACCCCCUCAGGAAUGUCAGUGUCGUCAGAUGACAUGAAAGGAGAUACUCCAUUAUCUUCGGACGUAUUUCAUGAAGGUAUACGGAAGAAGGCAAGUAGCUCAUUGGGUGGCAGCGAAAGGGACAAAGAAGGACUGUUCUCGUACGGAGGAGGAGGAUCCAGCAUGGGUAAUGCUCCACCAUCGCGACGCAGUGCAGAUCUUCGAGUAAUGUUGGUGUGGCUGGAACGUGCCGAGGACAUGCUGCACUUCCCUGUUGAUGAGCUCUUGAGUGCAUGUGACGACGGAGGUGAGCGAGUCUCGAAUGCAGCAAAUGAACGCCCGGCUCAUUUGGCAAUCUUUAUUCAUCAAGUAGAACCAGGCUUGGUGCAUAUUCGGACGAGAGGAUCAGCGAAUAGAUUCGGUGAGCCUGGACCAUUGUGCGAUUCUAUGGUUGUUUCGUUGGGAUCGCUUCCGUCUCUGAUUCGACUAACUGUCUUGAAUAUUGUGAGGCGUAAUGUAGCAGAAAUUGACAAUUACCAGUUCACGCAUACGAAGCGAAAGCAGGCCAUAAUUGAUUUUGGCAAGAAGUACGCUGCAAAUUUGACGUAUGAAGACUUCUUGUUGCGUUUGAUGAUGUGGUAA
Molecule: messenger RNA, 3312 nt
Organism: Ostertagia ostertagi
Lineage: Eukaryota; Metazoa; Nematoda; Chromadorea; Rhabditida; Trichostrongylidae
Source: the annotation of a GenBank genome assembly